AUGUCCCUGUUACGUCUUCUUCGCGUGUGGGUAGCCACACUGUCGAUCGGAAUGCUGGUGUUUACUGGAAUUGUACUGUUCACAUAUGAAAUACGCACACGGACUAUGUGGCGGAAACAGAUGGGCGACUUAGUCAACAUAGAGUACAGGGACAUAGAACAAGGAAAGAUCUCAGCCAACACUAGUAGUCUGCGUGAACCCCAUGUGACAAACGAUAAGUACUUCUCAGCAUCAUCGAAUCAUGAUUUGAAAAAUGAAGUUCGGGUACUCAUUUUUGUGUUGACGUCUUCUAAGACGGCUUCUGAGCGGCUAUCCCUGGUACAGGAGACAUGGGGACGACGCUCAAAUAAGAUAUUAUAUCUUAGUAGUAAUGCUGAUUCCAACAUGUCGAUCAUCGGUCUGGGCGGGACGGAUGGUUACGAGACACUAUGGGGAAAAACUAAAAGAGCAUUUUCUUACGUGUACAACAAUCAUUUGAACGAUGCUGAUUGGUUCAUGAAAGUCGAUGACGACACCUACGUGGUUGUUGAAAAUUUGCGGCGCAUGCUCCGUGGUUACAACGCGUCGAAGCCGCUCUUCUUUGGACACCGUUUUCGUUAUCCUUCUUCCGUCCGCCAGAGUUACAUGAGUGGAGGCGGUGGUUACGUACUCAGCAAAGCAGCUCUGGCAAGAUUUGUAAGGCUCGGACUGCCAAACGCCGUUGCGUGCGAGCAAAACGAUAUGGGUGCCGAGGAUUAUUUAAUGGGAAGAUGUCUCGAGAGAGUUGGUGUAGUACAUGGAGAUUCACGGGAUUCCAGAGGCAGACAACGUUUUCUUCCCUUAUCACUUUUCCAUCAUUUCAACGGUAAUUACCCCAAAUGGAUGUAUGAAUAUGAAUAUUAUCCGUUAAGAUCAGGCAGGCAGUGUUGUUCUGAUAGCCUAGUGAGCGCACACUACGUACGUGGAAAUGACAUGCAUUUGAUGGACUACCUUAUUUAUGGACUAAAUCCUGAAUAA
Saccoglossus kowalevskii is the source of this 996-nucleotide messenger RNA. Its product is annotated as glycoprotein-N-acetylgalactosamine 3-beta-galactosyltransferase 1 pseudogene. Lineage: Eukaryota; Metazoa; Hemichordata; Enteropneusta; Harrimaniidae. The record is from RefSeq and is a predicted model, not a curated record.